Messenger RNA from Mandrillus leucophaeus (drill), 1262 nucleotides. It is a transcript of the gene DUSP12, whose product is annotated as dual specificity phosphatase 12. Gene Ontology annotation, molecular function: protein tyrosine/serine/threonine phosphatase activity. NCBI's taxonomy places the organism in Eukaryota, Metazoa, Chordata, Mammalia, Primates, Cercopithecidae. The coding region runs from base 28 to 1050 and encodes 340 amino acids. Gene Ontology annotation, cellular component: nucleus. The record is from RefSeq and is a predicted model, not a curated record. The transcript has 6 exons. Gene Ontology annotation, biological process: protein dephosphorylation.
GGAGCCGCCUGGUGUCUGGGCGCGGCCAUGUUGGAGGCUCCGGGCCCGAGUCAUGGCUGCGAGCCUUGCAACCCCAGUGCCAGCAGAGCCACCUGCGUCGGGCAGAUGCUGGAAGUGCAGCCAGGACUGUAUCUCGGUGGGGUCGCGGCCGUCGCGGAGCCAGACCACUUGAGGGAAGCGGGCAUCACGGCCGUGCUAACGGUGGACUCGGAGGAGCCCAGCUUCAAGGCGGGGCCUGGGGUCGAGGGUCUGUGGCGCCUCUUCGUGCCAGCGCUGGACAAACCCGAGACCGAUCUGCUCAGCCAUCUGGACCGGUGCGUGGCCUUCAUCGGUCAGGCCCGCGCUGAGGGCCGUGCGGUGUUGGUGCACUGUCACGCAGGAGUCAGUCGAAGUGUGGCCAUAAUAACUGCUUUUCUCAUGAAGACUGACCUACUUCCCUUUGAAAAAGCCUAUGAAAAGCUCCAGAUUCUCAAACCAGAGGCCAAGAUGAAUGAGGGGUUUGAGUGGCAACUGAAAUUAUACCAGGCAAUGGGAUAUGAAGUGGAUACCUCUAGUGCAAUUUAUAAGCAAUAUCGUUUACAAAAGGUUACAGAGAAGUAUCCAGAAUUGCAGAAUUUACCUCAAGAACUCUUUGCUGUUGACCCAACCACGGUUUCACAAGGAUUGAAAGAUGAGGUUCUCUACAAGUGUAGAAAGUGCAGGCGAUCAUUAUUUCGAAGUUCUAGUAUUCUGGAUCACCAUGAAGGAAGUGGACCUAUAGCCUUUGCACACAAGAGAAUGACACCAUCUUUCAUGCUUACCACAGGGAGACAGGCUCAAUGUACAUCUUAUUUCAUUGAACCUGUACAGUGGAUGGAAUCUGCUUUGUUGGGAGUGAUGGAUGGACAGCUUCUUUGCCCAAAAUGCAGUGCCAAGUUGGGUUCCUUCAACUGGUAUGGUGAACAGUGCUCGUGUGGUAGGUGGAUAACACCUGCUUUUCAAAUACAUAAGAACAGAGUGGAUGAAAUGAAAAUAUUGCCUGUUUUGAGAUCACAAACAAGAAAAAUAUGAACAUGAUAUUUUAUAGCUUUGGAAGAAACUUGCAGAUGAUAUGUACUGCCUUUGCUUCUUACAUUCAUUGCAAAUUGUUUAUGCUGUUAACAUUUCAUUUGAAAUGGGAGAAGAUAAAGUCACUUGAUGUAACCUGGAAACUGUUUUACAUGGCAAUCAAAGGCUUUUGGUCAUGUACAUUUUAUUUGAUAUUAAAAUCUUUUAUAACCAGA